GAUUGAUGAGAAAGGACAGAAACGGUCUUUGCGUGUUUUAAUACAAGGUGGUAAGAAGUGGUUAAAUUCAGGAGACCAGUGGAUGGAAACCUAAUUUUAAAAAUGACCAUGAACAUCAUAAAACCAAACAGAUAAACAGGAAAAAUGAUGAAUAAUUGAUGGGUAAUAUAAAAAAAACUUUGACCUAAACAGGGUGAUAUAAAUGGAAAAUGUGCUGAUCGAUAUUAAAGAACAGAUAAUAACAAUCACUAAGCCCUCCAGAGAUUACUUAGAAAGUUAAGACUCUUGCAGCUGAUUGGUUGAGGACCCCCCUCCCUCCCCAUAUGCUGAUAAACUUGCGUGUAUAAAACUGCACGAAAAAUUAAAGAAUUUUAUCCGUUCUUGUGUCUUCGGCUGAGUUCAAGGAACAACAAAGAUGUGGAAAUUGGCUUUUCUUUUGCUCGCAGCCCUGUUUGCUGUUGGGUUUAGUGUAGACACGGAAGGUUUUGUGGAGAUGAAAGCCAAUGAUCAGGGAGUCCAGACAGCCCUGAAGUUUGCCAUGGAUGAAUACAACAAAGCCUCCAGAGAUAUUUACUUCUACACAGUGGUGAAGGUGAUCCGGGUUCAGAGAAAGUUUCAGGACGGUUACAAGUACAUCCUAACUGUGAUGAUAGAAAGAACGGAGUGCAUCAAGGACAGCAUGGACCCAGUGUGUCCUGUCUUCACUGAUCCCAUUUGGAAAAUGACUUAUCAAUGCACAUUUGUUGUGUACAACAGUGCGUGGUUCCAACGAUGGAUGUUGCUGGAGAAGAAGUGCUACUAACAGAAAACCACACGGAUUCAUCUGGAUUGAAGUUGUUUACAGAUAAACCUGAACUGUUAAGCACUAAAAAACAUUUGACCAAUAAAACCUUU
Molecule: messenger RNA, 894 nt
Organism: Oryzias melastigma (Indian medaka)
Lineage: Eukaryota; Metazoa; Chordata; Actinopteri; Beloniformes; Adrianichthyidae
Product: cystatin-like
Exons: 3
Coding region: 416-802 (128 amino acids)
Molecular function (GO): cysteine-type endopeptidase inhibitor activity
Source: RefSeq, a predicted model, not a curated record